AUGCACUGCCUCCCUUCCGGCUCCGGCCAGCCCCAAAGGCAAAGGGAUCAACUUGCACUCCCGUUUCGAGCUCUUCCUUGGGAUACUGCUGAGGUUCAUCUUGCCUUGUUUGUCCACAGAGUUUCGGGUUUGCCAAAGGGUUUGUAUUUCCUAGUCAGAAACGAGGAUCAUCUCAGCCAUCUCAAGACUGCUACGAGGCCUGAUUUUGAGUGGAAGAAACCGGAUGGAUGCCCCGGUGAUCUUCCUCUGUACAAGCUCACCGAGGGUGAUUGCCAGAAGCUGGCCAAAGGACUAUCAUGUCAUCAGGACAUUGCAGGGGAUGGAUGCUUCAGCUUAGGCAUGAUA
Molecule: messenger RNA, 345 nt
Organism: Camelina sativa (false flax)
Lineage: Eukaryota; Viridiplantae; Streptophyta; Magnoliopsida; Brassicales; Brassicaceae
Source: RefSeq, a predicted model, not a curated record